CUCUUUCCUCUCUCUGAAUCCAAAUGUCCGUCUUGUCAUCAUUGAUCAACAUUGUUAUAAUUUAUAAUCUAUUUAAUGUUUUAAUGCGAUUUAUUAUAAAAUUUUAGGGACUCAUUUUGAAAUUUAAAUAACAUUUAUUGUUUUUUUCGAAUCAACAAAAAUUUUGUCUACUGUUAUCGAUGCUCCAAUAAAAACGUUGUUUUUCUUGAUGUGCCACUGCAACUAUAUCUUUAUUUUCUCAAUUUUACGAUCGUAGUAGUAAGUAUCAAGUGUUACCUGUUCACUGCAAUGAAUACAACAGAUCUUGCUUUAGGAAAUAAAAACCUGAACAUGGAUGAAGAUCCAUUGUUAAUGAAGUCGAAAUCACCAGGUUUGAAGUGUGACAUUCUUAAUGAAUGUCAGAUGUUUUUAAAGGCUGAAGAUGGAAGUGGAGAUACGCAUAUAAACACAGUGGGAAGUGUGGGCGAAGGAAAAGCAGAAAAGCCAAAGUUUGUUACUUCAACACCAGAUCAAAAGAAGGACUGUACAUCAGAAAACCAGAUUACAAAUUCUAAUUUAGAAAGCAACAUAGAAGAUUUACCUGUGGAUGAUAGUUUGCCAAACACAGUGACAGUGUUAGAUGCCCCAGAUGGUGGGAAAGUUUAUGUAGUGGGCACUGCUCAUUUUAGUUUGCAAUCUCAGGAUGAUGUAUCAAAGGUCAUUCAGGAAGUUAACCCACAUAUAGUCAUGGUGGAAUUGUGUCAACAAAGGACUAAUAUAUUACUCUUGGAUGAGGAGGUAAUACUAAGAGAAGCUAAGAAUAUAAAUAUAAAGAAAAUAAGGGCAACAAUGGCUCAAAAUGGAGUGUUCAAUGGCCUUAUGUAUAUUUUGUUACUAAAUAUGUCCGCUCAUAUCACUAGGGAGUUGGGUAUGGCACCAGGUGGAGAAUUUCGACGCGCUAUGGCUGAGGCCAAAAAAAUUCCGAACUGCAUUGUGCAACUUGGUGACAGAGCAAUAGAUAUCACUCUUCAUAGAGCGAUAGCAUCAUUAUCUUGGGGACAGACAAUACGAUUCAUUUGGCAUUUGCUCACCUCUAAUCAGACAAUUAGUGCCGAAGAAGUAGAGAAAUGUAAACAGAAAAAGAUGCUGGAGGAUAUGUUGGAAGAGAUGGCUCAAGAGUUUCCGGCUCUCGAGCGUGUAUUUGUUGUCGAGAGGGAUAUGUACCUUUGUCACUCCUUGCAAGUUGCAGCUUUGCAACCCCGUAGAGAACCUUGUCGCAUAGUGGGCGUUGUGGGUAUCGGUCAUGUUGCUGGCAUAGUGGAGCAUUGGGGCAAGAUUACGCCUCAAGACAUAUCACCACUGUUAGAGGUACCGCCGCCGUCGGUGUCGACCCGCGUGGUUCGCGUGACGGCGCGCGUGGCGUGCGUGGGCGCACUAGUGUGGGUCACGUGGCGCUUGUUGCCGCGUCGCUGGCUGCCUUGAUCGUUGCCCGGUCUUUAUUUGAUCGUCUUGCCUCUCCGUCAAUGCUGGACCAUCUGCAUAAUAAUUUCGCUGAAGCCUGUGGAAGGAAGUGUUAAGAAUUUAUUAUUUAUAAGAAUUAUAAAAUACGUCUACAUGCAAUUUUAAUCUAGUGUGACUUAAAUAUAUAAUAAUCUUACCUACAGUAUAGAACUUUAAUGGGUUUCAUUUGUGAUUAUAAAAAUAUCGUCACAAAAAAUUUGGUUGUAUUUUUGUCUUGUUUGUUGUUUAAUUUGGUCCUUCCUACCAAAUUAAUUUUAAAAAAAUAUCCUAUUUUGUAAAUAAUUAAUAUCUUGUGAUUUCUUUAUUAACUAAAAAGGACAAUUGUUUAAAA
Molecule: messenger RNA, 1831 nt
Organism: Galleria mellonella (greater wax moth)
Lineage: Eukaryota; Metazoa; Arthropoda; Insecta; Lepidoptera; Pyralidae
Product: traB domain-containing protein-like
Exons: 11
Coding region: 289-1461 (390 amino acids)
Source: RefSeq, a predicted model, not a curated record